AUGAUUAAUAACAAUAAUAACGUCGAUAUUUAUGCUCAGAAGAAUCAGUACAUGUUUCCACAUGACUUGACGAUCGAGGAUUGCAGGGAGGCUACAAAGAAUGUGCCAGGAUUCAGAGAGACGAAUAAGAAUGGAUUGAUCUGUUUCAACUAUGACUUUGCGACUAGACAGUCAUUCCCAGAUCCAUUGUCAGCACCAGAUCACAAGACUAGCUAUUUAUUAAAGGUCAGAAGAGAGUGUCGUGGAAUCAUCUUUGACAAGGAGUCUGGACAGGUGGUCUGCAGGAAGUUCCACAAGUUCUUCAACAUCAACGAGCUGGAGGAGACCAGCCAGGACAAGAUCGUGUUGGCCGGCGCCAAGUACUGCAUCAUGGAGAAGCUCGACGGCAGUCUGAUCGCCCCCAUCUACUUGAACCAGGUCAUCUCGUGGGGAUCAAAGGCCGGCCACACUGAGCUGUCCGAGAAGGUGGACAAGUUCAUCGAGAAGAAGCAGGCCGAGAUCAAGUACAACGAUAUGGCCAGAUAUUGGUUGGAGCGUGGAUGCACGCCAAUGUUUGAGUGGUGCUCAGAGUCGCAGCGCAUCGUCCUGUACUACCCAGUGGAUACACUCAGCUUGACCGCCGUCAGAUCGAUCAGAACCGGCGACUACAUCCUCUAUGACGAGAUGGUCAAGGUGGCCGCUCAGUUCAACGUGCCAGUGGCCAAGUGCGUCGACCAGGCCGCCCUGUGCAGCGAGAGCAAGACUGCCGAGGAGCUGUUGGUCAAGGUGCAGGAGAUGAAGGAUAUCGAGGGAUACAUUUUGCGAUUCGACGAUGGUCGCGUGUACAAGAUGAAGUGUACCUGGUACUUCAAUCUCAGCAAGUCUGCCCCAAUCAAUCUCACGCACGAGAAGGACAUCUGGAUGAUGAUUCUCGAUAACAAGCUGGACGACACAGUCAGCGGGCUGUGCGCCAUGGGUCCGUUGCCAGUGCGCUACGUCAAGAUCCAGAAGUUUGCCCGUGAGCUGUUCGAGACGAUCGAGGAGCUGACGCACAAUGUAAUCAACGAGCUAUACACUAUCAAGCAGGCCAAGAGGACGAGGAAGAUCAUCCAUGCCGAUAGCCAGAUAGAGCCACACUUCAAGAAGCUGUUGUUUGAGUUCUUUGAUGAGAUUGAUGUCGAGGAGGACCGUUCCAUCUAUCUCUCUCGUGUGUCCAAGUUCAUCAUCUAUCAUCUCAAGUCUCAAUGUGGUACCGCCUCCAAGUUAAACCAUGCCAGGGAAAUGGUUGGAGGAUUGAAAGGUAAAGACGAAUGA
Molecule: messenger RNA, 1293 nt
Organism: Acytostelium subglobosum LB1
Lineage: Eukaryota; Evosea; Eumycetozoa; Acytosteliales; Acytosteliaceae
Exons: 2
Coding region: 1-1293 (430 amino acids)
Source: RefSeq, a predicted model, not a curated record